AUGGGAGGAAUUAUUUCUCGUUCUCAAAAAGCAUCCCAUGAUGAUAAUCCCAUGUCAUUAUCAGAUUCCUACGAUCAUGGCAGAAAAGGACGCUCUGCCUCUGAGCCCAAACAAUUAAGCAAAUCAUCAUCAAAGAAGAAGAAUAGUGCAGCAACAUCAAGUAAGAAACAAGAAGAGACACCGAAGGAUGAAAACGGCCCACCAACCUCUCUCAGACUCUCUGCUCGAAGAUAUAGUCAACACCUAGAUUCAACUAUUAAACAAUUGGAAGAUGAGCUGAGGAGUAAUCAUUCCCUGGCACACGAUGAUGAUCAACCUAAUCAAGAUGAUGAAACAUGCUCGAUGAGUUCCAUGAAUAGUCGAAUCAGUCGAAGAAGGGCAAAAUCAGAGCUUGUCCCAGCCACAAGUAUAAAACAAUUGGACAUUCCAGUUGGAAUUGAAAAACCAGCCAGUAUAACUACGGACGGUUUGAGUAUAGAAGAUGCUUACAAACAAAUCUUGAUGAGCUCCUCAUUGGGAAAGUCUCACGAGGAAAUUCUACAUAGAAUGCCUGCAGCCAAAAUGAAAGUUGCAUCAUCAACGAGAAAGGGGCCUAGGGAUGAUAAGGAUUCAAUCAUUAAGGAUCAAAUGAAAAAGGCGAAGGCUUCGAAAGAAGAAUCGAAAAGAAAGUCCAAUGGAAUGAACCGUUCAAGCUCUCGUAAUGGUCUUGAUCAAUCAUCUUCAAUGAACAGAUCUAGCUCAAGAACUGGACUCAAUCAAGCUGAUAGUGGAGAGAGUGAAGAGAAGAAUCUAAAACAAGAAAUUAAUAGCAAAUUGUUAGAAUCUGAAUCCUCAACAUCCACCCUUGUACAAAAAAAUCCAAAUAAUCAACAACAAGCGUUGCCUGCUGCAGAUAACAAUCUCCUAGUAUUAAAUCCUCUUUCGAAUAAGAAAAAGAGGAGAAAACCCAUAGCUCCAGAAGAAAAAAAUGAUUCAGGAGUUCAAAUUACAGUGCUAACACCAGACGACAAAGAAGUUUCAGCCCAAUCCAAACCUCACCUCAAAUGGCAAGAACAAAAGAAAAGAAGCCAAGUUAAAUUGCAAGUCAAUAAGAAAUCAGAUGAAGAUUUCCUCUCUGUAGGAUC
Messenger RNA from Naegleria gruberi, 1124 nucleotides. RefSeq lists its product as uncharacterized. The transcript has 3 exons. The record is from RefSeq and is a predicted model, not a curated record. NCBI's taxonomy places the organism in Eukaryota, Heterolobosea, Eutetramitea, Acrasida, Naegleriidae. The annotation marks the transcript as partial.